Messenger RNA from Pseudocercospora fijiensis CIRAD86, 1548 nucleotides. RefSeq lists its product as uncharacterized. The record is from RefSeq and is a predicted model, not a curated record. NCBI's taxonomy places the organism in Eukaryota, Fungi, Ascomycota, Dothideomycetes, Mycosphaerellales, Mycosphaerellaceae. Gene Ontology annotation, cellular component: cytosol; eukaryotic translation initiation factor 2 complex. Gene Ontology annotation, biological process: positive regulation of translational fidelity; formation of translation preinitiation complex. The transcript has 2 exons. Bases 1 to 1548 code for a protein of 515 amino acids. Gene Ontology annotation, molecular function: tRNA binding; GTPase activity; GTP binding.
AUGGCGACCAACGGCGAUUAUCCGCCCUCUGAAGAAGACACUCCGCCGCAGUCACCUACACUCCAAGCACAGGACGAACAGUCAGAAGCACGACCGAAAGGCCCUGCAGCAGCGCCUAGAUCUGCUCUGAAGAAGGCCAACAAUGCAGCAGCGGCCGCGGCAUCAAGACCGCCACUCCCAGAGCAGCCAGACCCCAAAGACCUCGAUGUGGCAUCGCUUACACCGCUCUCGCCCGAAAUCAUUGCCCGCCAAGCGACUAUCAACAUCGGUACCAUUGGCCAUGUCGCUCACGGAAAGAGUACGGUCGUGAAGGCGAUAUCAGGCGUGCAGACCGUGCGAUUCAAGAAUGAACUCGAGCGAAACAUCACCAUCAAGCUUGGUUAUGCCAAUGCCAAGAUCUACAAGUGCGACAGCGAAGAGUGCCCUCGCCCUACAUGCUAUAGGAGUUUCAAGAGUGAAAAGGAGGUUGACCCGCCUUGCGAGCGACCUGGUUGCACCGGUACAUACCGACUAUUCAGACAUGUUUCGUUCGUUGACUGUCCCGGACACGACAUUCUCAUGAGCACUAUGCUGUCAGGUGCAGCGGUCAUGGACGCCGCAUUGCUUUUGAUCGCAGGCAACGAGACCUGCCCGCAGCCGCAGACCUCGGAGCAUCUCGCAGCUAUCGAGAUCAUGAAACUUCAGCACAUAAUCAUUCUUCAGAACAAGGUCGACCUCAUGCGAGAAGAAGCUGCCGCACAGCAUUACGAGUCAAUUCGCAAAUUCAUUCGUGGCACAGUCGCCGAUGACUCGCCUAUCAUCCCCAUUUCCGCGCAGCUGAAAUUCAACAUCGACGCUAUCAACGAGAUGUUGGUCACCAAAAUUCCCGUGCCUGUACGCAACUUCCAGGACGACCCUCAUAUGAUCAUUAUCAGAUCAUUCGAUGUCAACAAGCCCGGUUCUGAGAUCGAUGAGCUCCAAGGUGGUGUUGCGGGAGGCUCCAUCCUGACUGGCAUCCUAAAGCUUGGCGACGAGAUCGAAAUCAGACCCGGUAUCGUGUCAAAAGACGAGCAAGGCAAGAUUCAGUGCAAGCCAAUCUACUCACGGGUCAUCUCUCUAUUCGCCGAGAACAACAGCCUCAAGUUUGCUGUGCCAGGUGGUCUCAUUGGUGUCGGAACUCGCAUAGAUCCAACUCUCUGCCGUGCCGACCGUUUGGUGGGCCAUGUCCUGGGCCUCCGAGGCAAGCUUCCAGAAAUCUACGUGGAAAUCGAAGUGAAUUACUUCCUCCUUCGACGCCUGCUGGGUGUGAAGACGGCAGAUGGCAAGCAGGCCAAGGUCGCUAAACUCACCAAGAACGAGGUACUCAUGGUCAAUAUUGGAUCGACCGCGACUGGAGCCAAGGUUGUCGCUGUGAAAUCGGAUGUGGCUAAGCUGCAACUUACCUCCCCUGCCUGCACGGCGAUCAACGAGAAGGUGGCUCUGAGUCGACGCAUCGAGAAGCAUUGGCGAUUGAUCGGUUGGGCUACAAUCCUCAACGGAGAUACGAUUGAUCCCCAGAAGCCGGAGUGA